Exophiala spinifera is the source of this 2055-nucleotide messenger RNA. RefSeq lists its product as uncharacterized. Gene Ontology annotation, biological process: DNA-templated transcription; regulation of transcription by RNA polymerase II. Gene Ontology annotation, cellular component: chromatin. The transcript has 4 exons. Lineage: Eukaryota; Fungi; Ascomycota; Eurotiomycetes; Chaetothyriales; Herpotrichiellaceae. Bases 1 to 2055 code for a protein of 684 amino acids. The record is from RefSeq and is a predicted model, not a curated record. Gene Ontology annotation, molecular function: RNA polymerase II cis-regulatory region sequence-specific DNA binding; DNA-binding transcription factor activity, RNA polymerase II-specific; zinc ion binding.
AUGGGUGAUCAUAGAGCAACUCCCACAGGCUCGGGUGCAGUCUUGGAUCCGGAUAUCGAUCUUGAAGACGCUACUCUAGACCUCAUUGUGGCAGGGGGAAAUCGUGAAUCCACGUUGUUGUCAGAGGUGUCAGCAUCAACCAGAGUCGACACUGAUAUAUUCUCAAAUGAUCAGGCUAUGGGCGAAGAUCAAUUGAGGAUGGGAAAUGCCGUUUUUGGGGAUUCCCUUUUACACUUUGAUCCCGCGAAUUGGUUCCUGGAUGAGAAUCUCAUUGAUCUCGGGCUGGGAGAGACAUGGAACGAGCCACAGAGUUCGAACGAUUGGUCGCCGCUGAGACUUCAGACACUUUCCGCUGCAAAUCCAAGCAAUCAACCCCCAAUUGUCCUGGAUCUGCAGCACAUAUGGUAUACUCACGCGCACAGGACCAUUGAGAGCCUUCAUGACGACUACGAAACAACCAGAAGAUCCGAUCCUGCAACGCUGAGGAGAGAUACUAGUAUCGACGAAACGUAUCGAUCGCAUAUGGUUGAGGAGCUUUCCCCUCGAUUCCGCAAUGAACCACUUCCGUCAUUGGAGUUUCUGAAUCUCUGCAUGCAAUUAUUCUUCACACGUUUCAAUGUUGCGCUACCCAUAGUUCAUGGGCCGACCUUCAGACCAAGCAAGAAUAAUAUUCUAACAGUUCUCACCAUGUGUUGUGCGGGCACGACAACAAUCGCUUCCGGAAUGGCUUCACGGGUGGGGUCGAUGCUUUUUGAGCGAACUCAUAAAGCUGGAAAUGGAAGUCCAUGGGAAAGAGGGCUAUCGGAGCGCCCGCACCUAACACCAACUAAUAUCAUCGGGUCCAUCGUCGGUCAAUGUUUCGCUCUGCUUUCAGCGGAUCCGGCUCACCGCACCGUUGCAGAUGCCUAUCAUGGAUGUCUUCUCUCGCUCGGCCGACAUGCGGGUCUAUUUUCGGAAUCCCUAGACCUUGAUCGUAGGGACACAGACUUGGAAGUUGACCUAGAGAAAAGGUGGAAGCGGUGGGCGCUGAACGAGGAGAUGAAAAGAGCUGCCAUCGCUAUGCAUAUUCAAGAUGCCGAGAUUUCCGCUCUAUUUCACCACGAGCCAACCCUCAGACAUAACGGAAGUCGUUUGCCUGAUGUUGUACCUACCCAUGUGUUUCAAGCGCCUUCAGCCGCAAUGUGGCAAAUAAAGCACAACGAGUAUUUCGGGAGUCGAACACGUCAAGUCAGGACUCAACUGAACAGUACGAACUUCGGUUCUCAAACAGCAAAAGGCAUGGAACAAAAGCAGUCCCUGAUGAACGCUUGGGCCACGCUCUCGGGCGCUGGCGCGACAAUUUGCGAAUAUCGGUCUUUGGAUACGCUCACACCACAGCGCAUCGUUGAGCUCGAAGCUGAUCUGGUGUCGUGGUACACAUUCAGACGCUGUUGUAAGAUUGAACCGUGUCAAAGCCGCGAAGAGCCCGAGCUAUCAUUCUGUCUACGGCCGUUGUGGCAUGCUACCUUUAUAGCCUUGAGCGCAGACAUGGAUCUCCUAGAGCUGGCAGUCGGAAGACAAGGUUCUAUUAUCCCGACAUCGAAAUUGGAUCUGGUCAAGGAUUGGAUAUCCUCGCCGGAAUCAAAGCGUUGUCUCCUCCACGCACUGUUAUUACAGAACCUGGUCACAUCUACCACGGUAGACUCCACCAUAGCCAUCCACACGCCCCGGAUUCUGUUCUCGGCAGCUCUCUGUUGGUAUUCCUCCACGCUUUACUUGCCGUGGUGCACAGCAGCAUUCGACUCCGGUGCUUCACUAUUUUCUGACGAUACGUCCGACUACCUGAUGGCAUUGCCAGAGAUACAGCUUCUGAAGGAGGAUCGCACCACAAGUGGCACAGUCAUUCUCAACAAGUCAAUUUCGGAUCUCAAAAAGAUAAUGAGAACCGACCCUGCUGGGAUGAAAGCUAGCACUCUCUACGUACUUGAGUCAGCUCUUCGACGACUUGGAACAAGUGGCAUCUCGCAGAGAUUUGCUGACAUCGUGCAGGCUUUUCUUACAGGUGGUACCCAGUGA